Molecule: messenger RNA, 889 nt
Organism: Paramuricea clavata
Lineage: Eukaryota; Metazoa; Cnidaria; Anthozoa; Malacalcyonacea; Plexauridae
Source: the annotation of a GenBank genome assembly
AUGUCUCAUGCAAAACAGCGAAAAAUUGACAGUUUUGUGCAAUCAACCGAAACUAAAUCGUCGAACACAAGCGACAAGCAACUGGACGGAGUGGACGAAGCAGAAGUACCCACUACGUCUACAGAGCCUGAUUCUACGAAUAGCAGUGAAGAAUCUAUCGCUGAAAUAGACGAAGAUUUUACGACCUUUGCCAGUAGUUCUGACAGUGGUCACAGUUUUGUCUCUUCUCUAUCAUCUGAGUUUGAUUCGUGUGUGUUAACAGUAACAGAAACACAAUUGUCAUCUGUGAAACCGAAUUCAUCGAAUGCAGCCAAAUCAAAUGCGUCCUUCGACGACAAGUCUAUUCAACGUGUGCCAGGGAGAGGAAAAAGAAAACGCGUUGUUUGUAAGGUAUGCUUGCCAAAUCUCGAAAUUGUGAAGCAUGCAUGUUACAGGGGAAGAGUGCCGCCAAUUUGUCAACCUGGAGGUACUGAAGCAAGAGAACAAACAAUCCAAGAACACUUGCAGAGCCCAGCGCACCAGCAAUGCCUCAAAGCAGAACGAUUAAAGAAACUUUCAAGUGUAGAAAAAUCUCAAUAUGUGCCAUUGAUGAAAAUGGUCAACUCACAACGACAGCAACUAGCCAAUAACAUUGGAUCGUUAAUAAUUCAUGUCUAUAAUGAUGCAAAAUGCUUAACAUCGUCCGCCUUUUCCUGGCCGUCUAGGGUAAUUGCUGCAAAAAUGGCUCAUGAGUUUGAUUGCAAUAAACCAUUUAAUUCGUACAGUCCUACCAAUUUCGACCUGCAAUAUAUUAGACCACCAGUUGUGCAGGAACUUUUACGGACUAUAGUGUCUGCUGAUUUGCCAAGAAUCAAGAAGGAAAUUGAUUCAUGCAUUGCUGCAUCUUUUC